AUGAAGGGGCGCUCGUCCGGUUCGGCCGAUGAUGGUGCUGAAUCCUCUCUCGAGUCCGACAACGAUCCCGCUGGUCGCCCAUCUCUUUCUGUCUCCCGUUCGGAAUCAUCCUCGCAAACAAGAAGCCGAAUCUCUACCAGUACCAACCCGGGCUCAAGGCAGGGCGCUGCGCUUGUCGGCAAUGGUUUUGCGUCAAAAACUGGCCCGCCGGUAACCAAGGGUGCCUCCUUGCCGUCAAGAGCCUCCAUGGCAGUUUCAACACCCCCGUCAGCUGGCAUUGGCAUGCCGAAGAUAUCCGAUUCCACGGACCCCCCAAGAUCAAGACGCAGUUUUUACUCGAUAUCAUUCUUGUCGCUCUUUAUCUCAUUCCUGGGGAUAUGCCUUCUUCUAGCUCUUCUCAAUUCUCUGGUUACUCGUCAUGUUGACCCCAAGGGUUGCCGAAUGUCUUAUAUGCGGCCCUCCUAUGUCCCUCUGACAGAUUUUGAUACCGAGCAUACACGAUUCGCAACUAAAUACUCACUCUACCUAUACCGCGAACAGGGCGUGGAUGAUGAAUCUAGGCUUCACGGAAUCCCCGUUCUCUUCAUCCCUGGCAAUGCUGGAAGUUACAAGCAGGUGCGCCCUAUUGCGGCCGAAGCAGCAUCAUACUUUUACAACCAUCUCCAAUACGAUGGCUCAAAGCUUGCGAGCGGUACUCGGAAUCUCGACUUCUUCACCGUGGACUUCAAUGAGGACAUCACCGCCUUCCACGGCCAGACCCUUCUCGACCAGGCAGAGUAUCUUAAUGAGGCUGUCAGGUUCAUCCUUUCGCUCUACUCCGAUCCCCAACGCACCUCACGCGACUCUGCUCUUCCUGAUCCCACCUCUGUUAUUAUUCUCGGCCACUCGAUGGGCGGUGUUGUUGCUCGCGCAAUGCUGGUUCAGCCCAAUUACCAGUCAAACUCGAUCAACACCAUCGUUACCAUGUCUGCACCCCAUGCUCGUCCUCCUGUCACCUUUGAUGGACAAAUUGUCCAAAUUUACGAUGAGAUUAAUGCAUAUUGGAGACACGCCUACACGCAGAAGUGGGCCAACAACAACCCUCUUUGGCAUGUAACUCUUGUUUCGAUUGCUGGAGGCAACCUUGACACUAUUGUGCCAUCUGAUUAUGCAAGCCUUGAAUCGUUAGUCCCAGAAACUCAUGGUUUUACCGUGUUUACUACGGGCAUCCCUACUGUGUGGACGAGCAUGGAUCAUCAAGCUAUUCUUUGGUGUGACCAGUUUAGAAAAGUGGUUGCGCGCGCCUUGUUUGAUGUCGUUGAUGUCCAUCGCGCCUCGCAGACAAAGCCCCGAGCUGAUCGUAUGAGGGCAUUAAAAAAACGGUUUCUCACCGGAUUAGAAGCCACAUCCGAGAAGCCUGCCCUGAUGCAGGAGGCCACUACACUGUUGACGAUAGAUGACGCUUCUACGGGCGUGGUUCAUGCUGGAGAGCGACUUGUAUUGCCACUUGUGGGCUCUGCUCCCAAGCCAAAGGCUUAUCUUCUCGCAAUUCCUCCUCGAGGAACACCCAAGUCCAAGCGAUUUUCGUUUCUGACCGAUGCCCGCCUCUCAGAAACUAGCGACAACAGCCAGGUCGAAGUUUUACUCUGCAACAUCUUUCCACUUCAAAGCAAUCAGCCAGGCCCUCCCUCUUCGGCUGCUAUCGACCUUUCAGAGGGGAAGACUCAAGUCACACGCCUGGCAUGCAAAAAUGCGGGUCAUGAUGCGACACUACUCCCCGCAUCGACCCUCUCAUCUGUCCUCCCCUUCCCAACCGGCCAAGAAUCAGACAUCCAAUCCUUUUCAUAUCUUCAGUAUGAUCUGGAACACCUCUCAGAGCAUGAGUUCGUUGCCGUUGUGGACAAGUCACUGUCAAAGAAGCCUUCUUUCAUAAUUGCCGAGUUUAGUGACGUGAUCGACUAUCACCAGAAUCAGGACAUCAGCCUUGCAAGACUGCUCAUGUUCGGGUUGUCGACAACACUGCCGGCUGACCGGCCUAUGGUUUCCGAGGUCAAAGUUCCUAGUAUUGCAUCAAGCCUACUAGUGUACGACUUAACCGUAUCCGGUGGACGAUGCGGCAAUGGAAACUCGCGUCAGGCUCUUUUUGCGCCAUUGAUGCGUCAAUACCUGAACAGGCCGUUUGAGUCAAGAUUCUUCGUUAAUAUUCAGAAUGCCAGUGUUAGUCUCCACGGAGUGGCGCCUUAUCUUCCCCCCUCCCUUGACUCAAAAUCUGCCGAUGGUGUUGGCUUUCAAUUCUGGACCGACCCAACAUGUGACUCGCCUCUGAACAUAUCCAUUCAAGUGGACGUUUUGACUAGUCUUGGGAAGCUCUAUAUGCGUUAUCGAACCGUCUUUGCUGCCUUCCCGCUUUUAAUUGUCACGCUUGUUCUUCGCAAACAAUUUCAUGUUUACGAUCGCACUGGAGUCUUUGUGUCUUUCAUUGAGGCACUUGAACUCUCACUCCGACGCUCCAUACCUUUGAUGCUACUCUCGUUGACUUUAUUGUCAAUGGCGAUAGGCGGAGCAGCAACCGCGGAUGAUUCGCUAUUGGGAAACAGGAAAGCUACAUUCAAGUUUCCCGGUCUGGACUUUCACCGAAACGAUCUUCUAAUCGGAACGGAUGAUCCUUUUUUUUGGUAUCUCACUCCGCUGAUUGGCAUCAUUUGCACUGGUGUUUGCGUUGGCGUUCACUAUAGCGCUCUGCUAUUGACAUCCUUUCUAUCCUUGUUAUAUGGUUUAGUGAGAUGCUCUCCCAUGUCUAGUACCGUAGGAAGUGAGCACCGCCGAGCGCGCUCGCCAGCUUUUCCUCCAUCGACCCCUCGCAGAAGGAUGAUUACGACCGCUGCUCUCUUAUUCCUGGUUUCGAUUUUCAUCCCUUAUCAAUUCGCAUAUCUCGUCUCGUGUUUGGUUCAGCUCUUCACUGUUGUACGAGCUCUCCGGACGACCGGUAUAGAUUCGUUAGGCGCGAGUGAGAACGCCUAUAAUUACGCACAUUCCAUCUUCUUGCUUAUGCUCUGGGUUCUGCCCAUAAAUAUCCCGAUUCUAGCAGUUUGGAUUCGGAAUCUGGCCGUUCACUGGCUUACGCCUUUCUCUUCUCAUCAUAAUGUUUUGUCAAUCAUGCCUUUCAUUCUUCUCGUUGAAAAUCUGACAACUGGUAGAAUGGUACCACAACUCAGAAGCGGACUACGUCAUGUUACGAGCGUGUUGCUGUUUGGAACUGCUCUCUGUGCUGCUAUAUAUGGCGUCUCGCAUGCCUACAUGCUCCAUUACUUGGUCAAUAUUAUCGCAGCCUGGCUUGCCAUCGUCCACUCCACUGCGGACUCGUGGUCUCUUACCUUUCUUGGCUCCUUGUUUAAUGCCAACGGACCCGAGGCUCGAAAAGGGAGAAAGUCGCCCUAG
Messenger RNA from Clonostachys rhizophaga, 3417 nucleotides. NCBI's taxonomy places the organism in Eukaryota, Fungi, Ascomycota, Sordariomycetes, Hypocreales, Bionectriaceae. The record is from the annotation of a GenBank genome assembly.